Molecule: messenger RNA, 1731 nt
Organism: Oikopleura dioica
Lineage: Eukaryota; Metazoa; Chordata; Appendicularia; Copelata; Oikopleuridae
Source: the annotation of a GenBank genome assembly
AUGAGAAUUGCUGUUGAAGGCUGCCUGCAUGGCGAGCUGGACAUCGUCUACAACACGAUCAAGUUCAUCGAGCAGCAGCACAGCACAAAAAUCGACUUGCUUCUUGUUUGCGGCGAUUUUCAAGCGGUCAGGAACGAGGCGGAUUUGAAAUGCAUGGCCAUGCCGCCAAAAUACCGCGCAAUGCAGCAAUUUUGGAAAUAUUACAAGGGCCAGAAAAAAGCGCCAAUUAUGACUAUCGUUAUUGGCGGAAACCACGAAGCGAGCAAUCACAUGCAAGAAUUACCGUAUGGAGGAUGGCUGGCGGAGAAUAUUUAUUAUCUCGGUUAUGCAGGCGUCGUCGAAUAUGGUGGAAUUAGAAUUGGAGGCAUCAGUGGCAUUUACAAACAACAUGACUUCAAAAAAGGUCACUUCGAGUGCCCGCCAUACAACGAAGAUACGAUGCGUUCUGCUUACCAUACGCGCAAUGUGGACGUAUUUCGCCUCAAGCAACUCAAACUUCCACUGGACAUCGUCAUGUCUCACGAUUGGCCAUGUGGAAUCCACAACUUCGGCGAUUUGGAACUCCUCCUCAAGAAAAAGCCAUUUUUCCGAGAGCAAACUGAGCCUGGCGCUAGAAGUCAGCUUGGAAGUCCUGCCCAUGCGGAGCUUCUUUAUCAUUUGAGGCCGAAAUAUUGGUUCGCAGCGCAUUUACAUGUUAAAUGGAUGGCGGUUGUUGAUCAUGAUAAGUUGAACGAAGAAAGCGAUUUUGAAGUGGAAGAGAAUCUGAACAAAAACCGCUACACGAGAUUCUUGAGUUUGGACAAAGCCCUGCCUCAGCGCGACUUUUUGCAAGUGGUCGAUGUUCCAACGAGACAUUACGCUCCGUACGAAUUCAAAUACGACCCAGAGUGGUUGGCGGUUUUAAGAAAUACCAACGAUCUUAUGUCUCUUACAGUUAACAACACUAGAAUGCCGAUAAAGGGGAUCGACAAGGAUUACGAUCGAUCAGCGUCGCAAGAAGACAUCGAAAUCGUCCGAGCAGACAUGGACUUUACCAUGGAAAUUCCGCGAAACUUCAAAGUCACUGUCGACAUGUACAAUCCCAAAGAGCACUGGAAGCAGCGACCAGUAGAGCUCUUUCGAAAUUCACAAAAUACAGAGUUCUGUCAAAAGCUACGUCUGGUCGAUCCGUUCACGGUUUUCAAAGAAGGCCGUGAUCCGACAAAGCCGAUGGAGGGACCGGAAGAGACGAAUAUUUGGACGGAUCCAAGUGAGAUUCAAUUGGACGACAAUGUUGAAAAAGAGAAAGAUCCAGACGAAAUCGACCUCGAUGACGAUGAUGAAGAUGACGACUGCUGUCGACCAUCGACAUCAAAAGAAGAAGAAUCUUUUGGAAAUAAAGAAGAUCCAAAUGCCGGACUUUCUAUGCCCGCGAUUCAAACGCCAAAAGAACCAGAAAAAGAGGAGCCUUCGAAGAAAGAGGAAGACUCAGAUUCGGACUCUGAUGACGAUGGAGCGCCACAGUCACGGCCAUUCUCACUACCGUUCUCUCUUCCGCCACCUACUAAAGCUCCAGAAGCAGACGUAAAGAUGGAAGAAGAAAACGAAGAAAAGAAAAUUGAAAAGGCCGAAGCUCCAAAAAUGGAAGAAAACGGCGAAAAACCUACCCUGGACUCCGAAAAAGUUCAAAAACCGUCAUUCAAAAGGCGAAAUCAAGCAAUUUACACCGCCGAAGAAGACGACGAUAAUUAG